Messenger RNA from Dermacentor andersoni, 1042 nucleotides. RefSeq names its product alanine aminotransferase 2-like. NCBI's taxonomy places the organism in Eukaryota, Metazoa, Arthropoda, Arachnida, Ixodida, Ixodidae. The record is from RefSeq and is a predicted model, not a curated record. Gene Ontology annotation, biological process: biosynthetic process. Gene Ontology annotation, molecular function: transaminase activity; pyridoxal phosphate binding.
AACACCAGGCAGCUAACUGUGGCAUGUGUUAUACUAAACGAUGUAGGCUCCAAAAUGCGAUCUUUCAACAAAAGAUGAGCAAGAACAGUGCAGCUGCCUGUUAUUGCUUGGAUGAAGCUCGCGGUUGGGCUCACAAUACCGCCGCUAUGCAGAAGGCUCUGGACGCUUCGCGCAUGAAAUGCAAGCCACGAUGUCUUCUUUUAGUCAACCCUGGUAACCCGUCAAGCACCGUGCUCUCCACGCAGCAGAUCGAAGAUAUUGUGGAGUUUGCUUACAAAAAUCAGCUCAUUAUUCUUGCGGAUGAGGUUUUUCAAGACAAUUGGUAUUGCAAGGAGCGUCCUUUUCGCAGCGUCAGAGCCGUGAUGAAUGAAAUGGGCCCCCCUUACGCCCGGACUCCGUUGGUCACAUUCCACUCGUUGGCCAAAGGAUUUAUAGCAGAGGCAGGCUUCCGAGUCGGAUACUUGGAGGCUGUCAACUUGGACUCUACGGAUCGGGGAAAUCUGGAGAGUGCCAUGACCUUGUCUAUGGUGCCAUUAUUAGCCCAGGCUGCCCUGGACUGCAUGGUAAAACCCCCACAGCUUGCUGAACCUUCCUACGACUUGUACAAUAAGGAGAAAACAAGCAUAAUCGAAUCCCUGGCGGAAAGAGCGCGGCUUGCAGAGGAAAGGUUAAACGCAAUUGAAGGCAUGUAUUGCAGACCAAUACAGGGUGCCACGUCCGCCUACGUUCGUGUCAACAUACCUGCGAAAGCCAUAGAGGAAGCUCAGCGACAAAACAAGGGUGCUGAUGAAUUUUACGCUGAGGAGCUACUGAAAAAGAAAGGAGUCAGCGUGACGCCAGGCUCAGCGUUUGGACGGUUGCCGGGAAGAUUUCACGUCAGGAUCACAAUAAUUCCACCCAGGGAGCAGCUGUUGGAGUUGUUUGGCAGACUUCAAUCCUUUCAUGAGGAACUGUUGAUGAAGUACCAGUGAGAGGACAAAAAAAAACACCGCAGCUUUUCUUCAUUCAAAACAAGUAAAAUAAAGUGCAUCUAUACUACACA